AUGCUUCGAAAAGUGAAGCUUGCACAUCAACUGCAUCAGGCUUGCCAGGCCGCUGCAUUGGAUGCAUAUCGCGAGGGCAGCUCUGGUCUAGCAAGCUGGCUUCCAGCUCGCUGCAACGGCAAUGUCGGGGCUCGCUGCGCUUCGACAUCUGCGGGGCCGUCCGGCUCGCAUCAGGCCCCGGCCGCGGCCGCAGCAUCGACCGCUAGCACCAGCGGCAGCGAAGGAGAGACACCCCUCUCGGUAUUUUCGCGGCAGAGCCAGAAUCUGGCGGCCAUGCCCCUAUACCCCAAGCUAUUGGGCUUUGCAGGUGCCAUCCCUUUCACGACGUUGACGCCAGCAUUCGUCCAGACAGCGGGGCUACCGGACCUCGUGGAUUACUGUGCGCAGAUGCAGCUGGUGUACGGCGGAAGCAUCGUGUCAUUCCUGGGUGCUGUACACUGGGGCCUGGCGAUGAGCAGCUCAACGAUGGCUGCUGGGGGAUCCCGUGCGGCGGGCGCGCUGAACGAGCGUUACGUGUGGAGUGUGGUGCCCUCUCUGGGGGUGGUUCCGGCGCUCAUGAUGCCACCAGCACAGGGCAGCCUGGCCAUUGCGGUACUACUGGGCAUAUGCUACAUCUCAGACGCGGCGUACUACCGCUCUGGCUACUUGCCGAGCUGGUACAUGAGCCUGCGCGGCUACCUGACACUGCUGGCGCUGUGCAGCAUGCUGGCCACCACCGGCCACUACCUGAAGCGGGACGUGGAGCGGGCGAAGAAGCUGAUGGAGGAGGAGGACGCCAAGAGGGCGGCGAGGCUGGAGGCGCGCGCCGCAGAGGCAUCAGCCGCUGCUGCUGCCGCUGUCGCCUCCUCAGCAGCGGCCCCACCAGCGGCAGUGGCGCAGGGACGCGGGCGCAAGUAA
Messenger RNA from Volvox carteri f. nagariensis, 897 nucleotides. RefSeq lists its product as uncharacterized. The record is from RefSeq and is a predicted model, not a curated record. Lineage: Eukaryota; Viridiplantae; Chlorophyta; Chlorophyceae; Chlamydomonadales; Volvocaceae. The coding region runs from base 1 to 897 and encodes 298 amino acids. The transcript is spliced from 5 exons.